Molecule: messenger RNA, 1314 nt
Organism: Strongyloides ratti
Lineage: Eukaryota; Metazoa; Nematoda; Chromadorea; Rhabditida; Strongyloididae
Exons: 4
Coding region: 1-1314 (437 amino acids)
Source: RefSeq, a predicted model, not a curated record
AUGGUUCAAAAAAAAGUACUACAUUACAACAUUAAAUAUGAAAAAUCACUUAGUGAAGUAGGUAAAAAUGAAUUGAUAAUUUCAUCAAAUGAGUUUAAAAAUGUUGAAAAAGAAUAUUCAAAGUUUAUCAAUGAAAUUAAAAGAGUUACAAAGUUAGUUAAAGCAGAGAAACAAAUUCCAAGUGCAAGAUACUCAGAGAAUGUGAAGUCUUUAUUUAGUACUAGGAGAAAAUUACUAAAUUCUAUUACGUACAGUAAUAACAAUGAAGAUAAAAAAGAAAGUAAAGUCAAGAUGUUAACAGAAAUUCGUCUGAUUAAUAAAUUAAUAAGACAAACAAUUAAGAAUGAAUGGAACUCACUAGUACAUGAUAGAAUAAAGGAGGCUUUAGAAAAUAAUAAGACAAUUAAAAGUGUAUUUAGAGUUUUGAAAGAAAGAAAGGAAGCACUACCAGUGAAAGUUGAAAAUAUUAAUAAGUAUCUGAAUGACCUAUAUCUAAUUAAACCUGAAGAUAAAAAAAGACUGAAAGAAUUAAAAGUUAAGAGAUUUAUGAAUAAUUAUAUAACAAAUGCUUUUAUGAAUAAUAUUAUGGUUUUCAAGUAUGGUAUGAACAUAACAGGCAGUAAAGUACCUAAUUUGUGCUUUGCAGAUGAUACAUGUUUACUAGCCAAUAGUUGGAAAGAUUUGAGCUUAAUGGUGGACAAAUUUAUUAGAGCUUGUCAACCUAUGAGCAUGGAAUUAAAUAUAAAUAAAUGUAAAAUUCUAAUAAACAGGGAUCUUUCAUUUCAAUAUAUAAAGGAUAAAUAUAUUUUAUUGAACUUGGCAAAAAUGCAAGUUUCAAACGAAGAAGAAUAUUUAGGAAAAAUGAUGUCUAUUACGGAAAAAAGAUGCUUUUUGAAACAAGUUAGAUAUAGAGCUUGGAAAGCUUUCUACAGCAUUAGAAAAUUUAUCAAUAUUUCACUAAGGGCUAGGAAAUUAUUAUUUGUAACUAGAAUAAGAUCAAGCAUAUUAAAAUUAUUACCAGAAAAUAAAUGGUUGAUUAAAGAGGAAGAUAAUACCUUUAAGAAAUUGUCAAAUGAAAAUAUGUAUAAGAAGAUUGGUAUAUGUAAUUUAAAUCGUCAUUUAGCCAAACUUAAGAUUAAAUUCAUAUACAAAAAAAUUGACAAAAAUGGUAUUGUUCAAAGAUGUUUAUGUUGGUAUUCUCGUGGUACUAAGAAAUGUAUUGCUAGACCACGUGAUUCUUACUUCGAUUGCUUUAAAAGAUCUAGAUGUAAAGGAAAAAAUAAUAACAAUUUAACUUUUACUCAUUUAAUUUGA